Molecule: messenger RNA, 3337 nt
Organism: Pseudopipra pipra
Lineage: Eukaryota; Metazoa; Chordata; Aves; Passeriformes; Pipridae
Gene: PUS7L
Product: pseudouridine synthase 7 like
Exons: 8
Coding region: 420-2483 (687 amino acids)
Biological process (GO): pseudouridine synthesis
Cellular component (GO): nucleus
Molecular function (GO): pseudouridine synthase activity; RNA binding
Source: RefSeq, a predicted model, not a curated record
AACGUCCUUGGGACCGUUUUACCUUGGGGGGAAGUUGUGGCGCCCCCUGGCGGCCCUACCGGAGGCUCGCGGAGCCGCUGCCCGCCCGUCCUGCCUCCUGGCCUCCAUCCCUGACCCCAUCCCUGCUUCCCGGCCCCUGUCCCUACCUCCGUCCGGCCUCCAUCCCGGCUUCCGUCCCUAACCCCAUUCCUGCCUCCAGGCCAUUAUCCCUACCUCCGUCCUGCCUCCCGGCCUCCAUCCCUGCCUCCUGGCCUGUCUCCCGGCCACUAUCCCUGCCUGCCUACUCUCCUCCCUCCCUCCCAGCCUCUCAGCAUCCUUUCCUGUAGCAGUUGUUACUAUCCGCCCUCCUCCCUCCCCGUUUCCCAUCCGCUCCCGUUGCAGUCGCGGCGUGCCCGGCCGGGGGCAGGGCAGGCCCGGCCAUGCUGCCCUCCUUCAGUUACCUGACCGAACACACCGGCUUCCGCGGCACCAUCAAAAACUCCCCCGCCGACUUCGUAGUGACAGAAAUAGAGGUGCCCGAACGCUUCCUUGGGGACAGCGGGGCUGAACUGCCGGAGCAAAGCGCCCCGUGCUCCCCCCAGCCCAAACAGCGAAGAGCGGAGGCCCCCGGCCCGGGUGCCCCCCUGUGUCCCCGGGGGGCUGCGCCCGGGACCCCGGAGCGCGACCCGGGCCGGGCAGGGGGCGGCUGUGCUGCAUUCUCUGGCGAGAAACAGCGUGAGGGAGCACCUGAGCCGAAAUCCGGCCUCGAGGAAGCCAAACUGGAGUCCUUACUCGGCAAACCCAUGAGCGAACUGCUCAAUAAGUUUGCUUGCGAUCUGAAGGAAGCGUGGGGCUUGGAAAAUAAUCCGAGUGCUGGCACUAGGGAGCUCUCGCUAGGACCCAGGUUGGACAAGAAAAGUCGGGCUGAUUUACACAGUGCUGUUAGGCAGACAUUCCCCUUUUUAGUCACUGUUACAAAAGACAAUGAAAUGAUUGUAAGAGGAAAUGCUGAUUACAGAGAACUUUGUCAGUUAGUGACCGAAAAGGAAACAAGUGAUUUCUUUAAAUUUUUAGAUGCAAAGCUAGAAAAUUCGACGUUUUCUUUUGAGCCUGAUGGAAACAAAGAGCACAGAAAAGUAGUUCACCAUUUUCUCAAUAGAAAAUUCGGAAAACUUUUAGAAACAAAGUCUUUUACUGUGACAGAUGUCAAUGAUCAGCCAAAUAUGUCAAUAACGGUACGGUUUCGAGAAAAAUGUGGGUCCAGAAAAAGGUCUGCUGGUGGUUCACAGGAAAAACAAGAUGUUUAUACAGCUUUCACCCUUCAGAAAGAAAAUCUAGAAACACUAGAAGCAAUUGGCUUGUUGGCAGCAGAACUCGAUGUUCUUCCUUCAGACUUCAGUUACACUGGCAUCAAAGAUAAGAAGGCUAUCACUUUCCAACCUAUGGUUGUGAAGAAGGUGACUCCUGAGAGGCUGAAAGAAAUUGGAAACAAAAUGGAAAAAAAGGGCAUGAGAAUAUACAACAUACGUUCAACGUACCAGCACCUCAGGCUCGGUCAGCUGAAAGGCAAUCACUUUGACAUAAUUGUGAGAGAUCUCCAAAAGCACAGUCAUGACCCUUCUGCAGAUUUAAAAAAAAGAAUAUCUGAAGCAAUGGAAAAUGUUGAGACAAAAGGUUUUGUAAAUUACUACGGACCUCAGCGGUUUGGACAAGGACAAAUUGUUCAGACAGAUCAAAUAGGAUUGGCUUUACUGAGUGGAAAAAUGGUGGAAGCUGUGAAGUUGUUCUUCACACCUGAGGAUACUGAUGAUCCUGUAAACAAUGCAAAAAGAUACUUUCUUCAAACUGAAGAUGCAAAGGGCACGCUCGUGAUGCUGCCAGAAUUUAAAGUAAGAGAGAAGAUGUUGCUACGAGCUUUAAAUCGCUAUGGUGUAAAUCAUGAAGGCUGUACCAAAGGAUGGCUCAACAUUCCUCAUUCCUUGCGCAUAUUCUAUGUCCACGCUUAUUGCAGUAAAAUUUGGAAUGAAGCAGCAUCGUAUAGACUGAAGAUUUAUGGCUUAAAAGCAGUUGAGGGUGAUCUUGUCCUCUCAGAAGAAAAUGAUGAAAGCAUUUCCCUAAAUGACAAGGUUCAUGUAGUCACUGCUUCAGAAGAGUCAGCUAGAAAGUAUUCUAUAUACCAGGUGGUUCUUCCAAUGGUGGGCCAUAGUAUCAAGUAUCCCAGUAAUAAAGUUGGAGAGUGGUACCAUGAAAGACUUUCUAAGGAUGAACUGGAAAUGUGCAAAUUCAGAGUGUCACCAUUACAGCUGAAUAUACCUGGAUGCUACCGACUCAUUUUGAAAAAUGUUCAGAAUCUGUCAUAUUUUUUGGAAGGUGGUGAAAAAGGGAUCAAAAUUGAGGACAGCCAUCUGAAUGAUUUAAAAGUCUCUCUUCACAUAUCAUUUGACCUUGAUCCUUCAUGUUAUGCAACGGUCUGUCUGAGAGAAAUAAUGAAAUGUGACUUUUAAGAUUCCACUUAAUGAAAGAUUGCAGGAAUAUUGUACAAUGUUUAUAUUUUAUGUGUAAUGCCAAGAACAUAAGGGAGAAUAACAGGUUCAAAUCAUGAACAGGAAAAAAUUGUAGUUUGAGAUUCAUACAGAUUAGGAAAAAAACUCACGCAAAUCCUUUGGAAUACUCAAAAAACUAUCCAAACUCUAAAUGCAAAGCCUUGAAAGCAUUGGAGUAAAGCUGUAUGUUAUAUCAGGCAGGUCUAAUAGAACUUAAAGAAACCAUGGGCAGCUAGCAUGAAUUUCCUCUUUGCAUAGAUAUCUGACUUGCAGAGUUAAAUCCUGGAAAAGUAUUUGCAGCAAACAAAUGUAUCUUGUUUUUCAUAGUAUUUUUCUUUAAUGUUUUAUACUAAAUGCUGUUCAAGCAAUAAUGUUAGAAGUUUGCAGCCUACAGGUAUCUAACUGAAAAGUUAUUGUACUGAGGUUCGCUAAAUAUAUUGUAUUUUCAUUUUAUUUAGGCACUUAAUGUUAAAAGGUAAAAGUCCUUAGUCAACAGUGACAAGUCAUCUGUUGCUUUAUCAGGCAUUCAAUGAAUUUCCCAACUUAAGUCAAUAUUAAGGAUUCCAGGAUUAAGUAGUGCAUAGUUGUUAAUGCCUUUUCCAGUAAGCUCCUCAAGAUGAGGUGAGUACUUAACAUCACUGAAAAACCAGUAAUAAUAAAACCAAAACUAUGUUAUAUUGUUUACAGGAUAAAGAGUCUAUUCCUGUUACUGUGAAGCAUUAUGGUAGCACAAAAAAUAUUAAUUGAACCAACUGUGGGAUAAAAAAGCUUUUCUUUCUUGAUUAAAAAUAAAAGGCCGUUAACUGUGAUAAAAA